Guyanagaster necrorhizus is the source of this 848-nucleotide messenger RNA. RefSeq lists its product as uncharacterized. Gene Ontology annotation, cellular component: mitochondrion; large ribosomal subunit. Gene Ontology annotation, molecular function: structural constituent of ribosome. The transcript is spliced from 3 exons. The coding region runs from base 47 to 433 and encodes 128 amino acids. Gene Ontology annotation, biological process: translation. The record is from RefSeq and is a predicted model, not a curated record. Lineage: Eukaryota; Fungi; Basidiomycota; Agaricomycetes; Agaricales; Physalacriaceae.
CUUGAUCAACAAAGCUUGUCUUCCUUUCCGUCGGUCGUUUGUUGAAAUGUCGUCGUGGAUGUUAAGCAGCACGAGCAGAACGUGUCGCAGAACCUACCCGACCUUUUUCAGGACACUUACAACAACAUCAUCGUCGACGCCAGCACCAGAGAACGCACCUAAUACCCAUUUCAAAAUCACUCUUCGACGUUCAGCAAUAUCCCUUGGCGACAGAAUCAAGGGGACACUAGAAUCGCUUGGUAUUCAUCGACGAAUGCAGACCGUAUACCAUCCACAUUCACCUAUCGUUGCUGGGAAGAUACUCAAAGUAAAGGAAUUGGUCGAGGUUGAGAACGUCCCAGAUCAUCUUGUGCGGACAAAGCAGCAGCAGACUCUGGACAGGCGGCCAAAGCGAGGAUACAAAUUGGUGAGGUCCUCGCGACCAUCGAUAUAAGUUUAAUUGCUUCUGUUACUUUGUCUAGUGUUCGAUGGGCCCGUGAAAAAUAUGAAAUAUUUUAUUGCCCGAAUAUCUAUCAUAGUCCCAUUGACCGGUGACACCAUGUUCUGAAUGAAGAACAUAGGUGACAUUCCUAGCUCCUGCUCUUUCAGGCACCCGGGGACAAUAUAGAAUGAUCUGGUCAGUAUGGUUUGAGCGUCAAGUACCAUCGCGGACCCCGUCAAAACAGCACCCAUGUAUAUCAAUCCGCUGCAUAUGCGUGCUGCGUCUAGGAAGCCUAUUCACCCAACCCACUCCAAGCGAUAACUGGCUUGAGCUUCAUCGUGACUUUCUUCAUAUCGACAAUCGCAUCCGUUAACUGACGACCGAUUCCUUAUAUAGGGUCAAUACCGCUCUAGGUGGCAAACGACCA